Messenger RNA from Aaosphaeria arxii CBS 175.79, 1139 nucleotides. RefSeq lists its product as uncharacterized. Lineage: Eukaryota; Fungi; Ascomycota; Dothideomycetes; Pleosporales. The coding region runs from base 212 to 1021 and encodes 269 amino acids. The record is from RefSeq and is a predicted model, not a curated record. The transcript has 4 exons.
AUGCUCUUGCUAUAUCUACGGUUGGAUUCACUGCAUUCACAAGCGUAAUGAUAAAAGCUGGCGAAUGUGGUCAAGGAAAGCACCAAUGGAACGUUUCGGUUGCAGAUUUGCAAAGAAUCGCAAGAGUAAAUCGGCAGACUGAGAACCCACAUGGCUGCUCAUUAAUUCGCUUUAGUUUGCCAAUAUACUUGAGAUCAUCUAUCCACCAACGAUGUUUGCUGCAAAGUUUGCAAUUCUACUGCAGAUCAAACAUAUUUUCACUAAACAUCAGCGUAAUUUCAACUAUUAUGCCGUUCAUACGCUCCUCGCAUGCAACUUUCUUGUGUAUCUGGCAUUGUUCUUUGCGUUUAUUUUCGCUUGUUGGCCCCGCGAAAAGAUCUGGCACCCUCACCUAUACGGUAGAUGCAUCUCCACGAAUGCCUCCAUCAUCGCGACGUCGGCAAUCAAUAUACUCUCUGAUUUUACAAUACUCUUCCUUCCACUACUGAGCAUCUCCCGUCUUCAACUGCCUUUGAAGAAGAAGAUUGGAGUGUCAACUGUAUUCGCUAUUGGACUAUUUGCAUGCAUCGCGAGCAUCCUGCGUCUAUACUACAGCGUAAAAUUGUCCCAAACACAUGAUAUUACAUGGGCAAUUGCUCCAGUAGGCAUGUGGUCCCUAGCAGAAUUUGCUACAGUUAUCAUAGUAGGCUGUUUCCCGCCCCUCCCUCGCCUAUGGAAGUUCUUGAGGGGCCAUGAUAAGCCAAUUUCUGGAGCACACAUGUCUAGCCAAGAAGGAAGAAUCAAAGGUUCAAGUCAGGCUUCAAACAACAAAGGCGACAAAUCUCACGAAUGGUACACCGUCUGCAGAGACACGGAUUGUAUGUACAUACCGCUUGAGGAGCAGAGUAUCACUAAUGAGGAUCGCACAAUGCGUAUUGGACAGAAAGAGGACCGAAUUCCAGGGAUGAACGUCUCGCUGAGUCCUUUGUCCCUGACUUCAAUCAGAAAGACAACCGAAAUAGGUGUUGUGACGAGUAAUUAAGACUCGAUCAUGGAUUCCAGAACAGAUAUUGCUUUCUUAUUAUCACCUAUUGCGUUGAGAAGUUUGAUAUGUAAUGUAUCGCUAUGUUCACACUUCGAAAUAUAUCAUUAUUGCAGCA